Onychomys torridus (southern grasshopper mouse) is the source of this 987-nucleotide messenger RNA. It is a transcript of the gene Slamf7, whose product is annotated as SLAM family member 7. Gene Ontology annotation, cellular component: external side of plasma membrane. Gene Ontology annotation, biological process: T cell activation. The record is from RefSeq and is a predicted model, not a curated record. The coding region runs from base 1 to 987 and encodes 328 amino acids. NCBI's taxonomy places the organism in Eukaryota, Metazoa, Chordata, Mammalia, Rodentia, Cricetidae. The transcript is spliced from 7 exons.
AUGGCUGGUUUCUCAGCAUUCAUCCUCUUUACCUCUGUCUUCUGUCAGCUCACAGUAACAGCAACUCUAAAGGAGGUGGUUGGUGCCCUUGGUGGAUCUGUGACCUUCACUCUGAAUUUCACGGAAAAACAUGUUGAGACUAUUAUAUGGAACUUCAGGUCAAUCUCUCUUGCCGUCAUAGCUAAGGACAAUGUCCUAUUGCUCCAAAAUCAUAACAAAAACCGGAUAGCCUUUCCAAAUGGAAACUACUCCAUGGAACUCAGCCAGCUGAGGAAGAAUGACUCAGGUGUCUACCGUGCGGAGAUUCACAGUCCAUCACUUCAGUCUCCCUCCAUCCAGGAGUAUAUGCUGCAUGUCUACGAGCAUCUGUCAAGGCCCAAAGUCACCAUGGAUGAGCAAGACAAGAAUGGCACCUGCAUAACCAACCUGACAUGCUCCAUGGAAGAAGGAGGAGACAAUGUGACUUACAGCUGGAAAGCCCUAGGGCAGGAAGUCAGUGAGAUUCAUGAUGGUGCCGUUCUCCCCAUCUCCUGGAGAUUGGGAGAGAAAGACAAGACCUUAAUUUGCAUGGCCAGAAAUCCCAUCAGCCACAGUUCUUCAACCCCCAUCUUUGUCCAGAACCUCUGUGAAGAUGCUGCCAAGGACCUAAAUUCAUCUAGGGUCAUCAUAUACAUCAUACCAUUGCUCAUUGUGCCCAGUUUCUUGGUGUUGGGCAUUCUUCUUAGUAUGCGCACAGAGAAAGGAAAAGGCUCCAAGGAUGACAUGGAGAGAGUGGACAGCCACCAGGAAAAGCCCAACAUCUGUCCCCACUUGGAAGAGAAUACAGAAUAUGACACAAUCCCUUAUGUUAAUGGAACAAGGCUGGAAGAGGACACAGAAAACACACUUUAUUCAAUUGUGCAGAUCCCCAAAUCGGUGAAGAGUCCCAGCUCCCUGCCUGCAAUGCCCCAUAUGCCAAAGCCGUUAAGCUUUGACAAUAUUAUCUAG